AUGCUUCUUAGGUCUGUGAGUUCUCGCGAUUUGGUUCGAGUGCUAGGACUCAAGAGAUUUUCAACCAUCAAUGCUUUCAAAAAGACAGAGCCAAUUGACCCCUCUGCAGGUGUUUUAAGGCAUAUUCAAUUCACUGAAAGAAUGCCAUUUGAGACUGGUCUUUGUAUCCAGGAAAAAUUCGUGAGGGCACACUUGGACAUGAAAGCACUUCAGGCAAAGAUUAAAAAUAAGAUAAAUGGGCUGCAUCAGCAAGUAGAAAACGCUACCUUGAAUCCAUCAGAGAAAAUGAUACUUGAUAGCAUCUUAGCCAUGAAGCCAAAUCCGUUGGUACUCACUUUUGAGUUUCAUCCAACGUAUACAGGUGGGAAAAGAAUAAAGAAGGUUAUUAGUAGUGAGCAAAUUGAAAAGUUUGAAAACUUUGUGCCAGAUGCAGCAGGUAUUGGACCCAUGAAACCAACUUUUGUGCAAGUAGAAAGAGGUGGACAAAUUACAUAUCAUGGGCCCGGUCAAAUGGUUGCCUAUGUCAUACUUGACUUGAAAUGCUUCAGAGAUUUCCCUGCACGUUGCCUUGUUUCAGCAAUUGAAAAGGCCACGAUGAAUACAUUGAAAGGUAUUCCCUUAAACGAUUCAGGUGAAAAAUUAGAUUUACAUACAAAACUCACUGAGAAGACCGGUGUUUGGUCAAUGCAAGAUGAGAAAAUUGCAAGUAUUGGCAUACACGUUCGGAGAUCUAUUACCUCUCAUGGUGUAGCCAUCAAUGUGUCACCGAAUCUUGCUUAUCUCAACACCUUUGAAAUGUGCGGCUCCCCAGACAGUACAGCAACUUCAAUAAUCAAUGAGAAACCAACAAACCCUGUCAGUGUUCAGACUACAGCGAUCAUAUUUGUAAGAGAAUUAGCGAAGGUACUCGGUAUUUCGAAAGUCGAAAGAAUGCAAGGUGACAGAAAUGACAUCGCCAGUAUGCUCGAGUAA
Messenger RNA from Kazachstania africana CBS 2517, 972 nucleotides. It is a transcript of the gene LIP2, whose product is annotated as lipoyl(octanoyl) transferase LIP2. Bases 1 to 972 code for a protein of 323 amino acids. NCBI's taxonomy places the organism in Eukaryota, Fungi, Ascomycota, Saccharomycetes, Saccharomycetales, Saccharomycetaceae. Gene Ontology annotation, molecular function: lipoyl(octanoyl) transferase activity. The transcript has a single exon. The record is from RefSeq and is a predicted model, not a curated record. Gene Ontology annotation, biological process: protein lipoylation. Gene Ontology annotation, cellular component: mitochondrion.